CUUGGGGGUGGGGUCCCUAGCCCAGCCUCCUAGGUGUCCCCACCCCCGAGACAGGGUGCGACUGGAACAGGGGUUGCAAGUGAGGAGACGGCCGCCCGCCCUCCAGCCUUAACGAGCCUCUGGGGCCCCCUGCCGGCCGGCCAGGGCCACCCCAGGCAAGGCCAGACAGAACUUUGAGUCCUGCAGGGAGCAGGCGGCAGCUGGUGGGGCCGGAUGAGGUCAGGGCCAGAGAGGCUGCGUGUGUGGUUCAGUGUGCGCAGGCAGGGGACAGUGAGACCCGGCCGCUCUGCUGUGAGCACCUUGAGCUGGAGGAGGUGCUACUGGGAUAGGGCUUGGAAACAAGGAGACAGUCCAGGCACAGGGGGCCACAGGACUACAACUGCCCAGGCACAUGCAAAGGCCCUGGAUCGUGAAAGCUUGGGGCACCACCACUUGGAGGAGUGUUCGCUGGGGAAGUUGGUGGGCCCAUGUGGGGAAGGUUUUCCCCCUGGUGGGGGUCCCCUGCUCAUGGCCUCUGCCCUCUGCACGCAGCCGUCCAGUGGUGCCCCCGUUGAUCCCCCCCAAGAUCCCAGAAGGGGAGCGCGUGGACUUUGAUGACAUCCACCGCAAGCGCAUGGAGAAGGACCUCCUGGAGCUGCAGACGCUCAUCGACGUGCACUUUGAGCAGCGCAAGAAGGAGGAGGAGGAGCUGGUGGCGCUGAAGGAUCGCAUUGAGCGGCGCCGGGCGGAGAGGGCUGAGCAGCAGCGCUUCAGGACUGAGAAGGAGCGCGAGCGGCAGGCCAAGCUGGCGGAGGAGAAGAUGCGGAAGGAGGAGGAGGAGGCCAAGAAGCGAGCAGAGGACGAUGCCAAGAAGAAGAAAGUGCUGUCCAACAUGGGGGCCCACUUCGGGGGUUACCUGGUCAAGGCAGAGCAGAAGCGGGGGAAGCGGCAGACUGGGCGGGAGAUGAAGCUGCGGAUCCUGUCUGAGCGGAAGAAGCCCCUGAACAUCGACCACAUGGGCGAGGAGCAGCUCAGGGACAAGGCCCAGGAGCUGUCAGACUGGAUCCACCAGCUGGAGUCUGAGAAGUUCGACUUGAUGGCGAAGCUGAAGCAGCAGAAAUACGAGAUCAAUGUGCUGUACAACCGCAUCAGCCACGCUCAGAAGUUCCGGAAGGGUGCAGGAAAGGGCCGCGUCGGAGGCCGCUGGAAGUGAGGGCCCCUGGAUGUGACCCCUGGGGCCACCGGGAGCUGUCAGAGUUUGUCUCAUCAGUAGCUUGAAAUAAACAUUCUCCCUGCAGCA
Molecule: messenger RNA, 1279 nt
Organism: Heterocephalus glaber (naked mole-rat)
Lineage: Eukaryota; Metazoa; Chordata; Mammalia; Rodentia; Bathyergidae
Gene: Tnnt1
Product: troponin T1, slow skeletal type
Biological process (GO): regulation of muscle contraction; sarcomere organization; slow-twitch skeletal muscle fiber contraction
Cellular component (GO): troponin complex
Molecular function (GO): troponin T binding; tropomyosin binding
Source: RefSeq, a predicted model, not a curated record